AUGAUCCCGCGAAUCUCGGCGAGGAUCUUCUCCUCCACACCCGGGUUGCGGCCCAGCAGCCAGAAGAACCAGGCCAGCGCCACCGAGGAGGUGUCCCUUCCGGCGAGGAUGAAGUUGACGCAAAUGUCCCUCAGGAACUUGUCGGAGAAGGGCUCACCGUCGUCGUCCCUGAGCCUCAUGAAGAUUGUCAGCAAGUCUGCCCUUGGGGCCUUCUUCUCAUCGGACUCCAGGGCGAGCUCCUUCUUCCUCGUGCUGAUAACCUUGUAG
Spirodela intermedia is the source of this 267-nucleotide messenger RNA. The record is from the annotation of a GenBank genome assembly. Lineage: Eukaryota; Viridiplantae; Streptophyta; Magnoliopsida; Alismatales; Araceae.